Messenger RNA from Saccostrea cuccullata (small rock oyster), 1974 nucleotides. RefSeq lists its product as uncharacterized. Lineage: Eukaryota; Metazoa; Mollusca; Bivalvia; Ostreida; Ostreidae. The record is from RefSeq and is a predicted model, not a curated record. Bases 403 to 1851 code for a protein of 482 amino acids. The transcript has 3 exons.
AGGGACAGCUAUUUACUGCAGCAAUCCUCCACUGAAAUGUUCACCUCUUGAUAACAUUAAUUUGACUAAUGAAAUAUGACAUGACAGAGCCUAGCCAUACCAUUGCCUCACCUGUCAGCUGACCCACCACCGUCACAAAUGGUCCGUGACAGCGGGACAGGUUAUGUGUGGUUUUUCUCCCUUUCGCGUGCAUCAGUAUUUAUAUUGUCUUAAUCAUGUUUCUUUCAUCCUACGACCAAUGCAGAAAAUAAACAAAACUCUCGGUUUACGUCAACCUCUAAAAUUAUUCCUCUGCGGAAUUUUUCGGGAUGUGCCGACCCUUAAAACUAAAUGGUAUAUAUUAGCUUAGAUCUGUCGGGAACAGCAUUAACCAUCGAUUGAGUCGGACAGAAAAUCAUAAAAAUGAAAAUAGUACAAGCAAGCAUACUUCUUUUCUGCGUAUCCAAUGUUGCCGGUUUUGGCCUUCUUCGCUUAAUAAAGAACAUCAUGAAUUCUCAAUCAAGGAAUGAUUUUCGAAAUAGAGGUACACCUAUAGUAAAUUCAAGAAAUGCAAACAAAAUGGAUGUCACAUACUGGUUUAAUGAUGGUGACUCGAGUAGUUCUGAGGAGGGAGGUUUUCGCAUUUUAAAUCGAUUUGAUUAUUAUGAUGCUGCAACCGAUUUAGAAACGACAACAUUUUCCUAUCCCAAGACUACCACUGAAGACGACAUCGAGAAUAAUGAAGAGGUAAAUAAUUCAACUGCUAGCGAAGAGAUAACUAAUUCAACCACUACUGAACAACCAUUAAUAACUACAGAAGCAGCAUCAGAAGAAAUUGAGAUCAGCACAAAUCCAGAGACAACACAAAAAACAACAUCGACUCCGUCCACAACAGCAGCGACGUCAGCGGAAGAGGGUGAAGUGAGCACCACUCAGAGGACAACAACUUCUGAUGAAAAACCUACAACCUCAAUAACAAUGACAACAACAAUGCCUAUAACAGAAAAAAGCACAGAUGGACUCACAACAUCAUCGACCAUGCAGACGACAUCAUCACGUGACGACGACACCAGGACAGAUGCAGCUAGUUCAACGACUGUUGCUCCAACAACUACUACAUCCUACAUUACAACAGACACCUUUAUAGAGGGAGAGCUGUCCAUUGACGAUACUGUCAACACAACAGAUUUAAAUUCAACAGACGACGACCUUCGUAAAUUAAUAGAAGAAUACAACGACUAUUUUGAUCAAGGUCCAACCAGAGGUGAUCUGCCAGAUAACAGAAAAACGACAUCGCAAAAUAUACUGGCAACCACCCAAUCUUCUGCUGGUAGUGGAAUCAUAGAAGCGUCGUUUACUGGAAGUAGUACGAAUGAUGCUUCUAAGAUAAAUAUCAUUACUAAUUCACAGUCUAUUCCCAGGGAUAAAACUGCAGACCUAGUAGAUGUAACAUCAGGAAAAAUUGGAAACAUUCCAUCUGAUGUAGUAAUUCGAUCUUUAAACAAUAAGCUACAAGUAAAUUCCCAGAGAGGACAAAAGAUUGUAUUUGAAAAAUCAAUGUCAGGUCAACUUCAUGACACCAUUAAGAGAGUAAGAAAUGACGUCAUUAGCACCAUUCCUCCAAAGCCAACUGUGUUUUUCACACCGCCUGCCUCUCAGAAAGAUAUCAUUUCAGAACCUCAAAAGAACAUUCUUUCUGAACGAGUGGCUAAAAUAGGCAAUGAUUUUGUCAUUCUACCAGACUUUAAAAAUGGGGCAAUUCUUAUAGAGCCAAUUGUACCUUCAAGUGACAUGAAAUCAGACACAAUUUCAAACUUUGAUUAUGUACCUCCUAAAACCUUAUCCUACAAAGCGAUACCUGAAAAUGUAUAAUUCAUUGACAUUGUAAAUUACUUUGAUAAGCAUAAUGUACACAUUGAUGAUUCAUAUUUAUAAUAACUAAUGAAAUCCUAUUAUUUAUAUUCCUCUUUUAUUUUUUGUAAACUAUUUUUUUAU